Peromyscus maniculatus bairdii (prairie deer mouse) is the source of this 697-nucleotide messenger RNA. RefSeq names its product neudesin neurotrophic factor (gene Nenf). The record is from RefSeq and is a predicted model, not a curated record. Gene Ontology annotation, cellular component: membrane; endoplasmic reticulum; endomembrane system. Lineage: Eukaryota; Metazoa; Chordata; Mammalia; Rodentia; Cricetidae.
CUCCCUAGGUGCCGACGGUGCUCCGCCCCACGGUCCUCCCGCCCGCUCCUCGCGGUCCAUGGCGCGCCCGGCGCCCGGGUGGCGGCUGCGGCCGCUGGCGGCGCUUGCCCUGGUGCUGGCUCUGACCCAGGUGCCCACAGCCCGCUCUGGGCAGACGCCGCGCCCCGCACAGCGCGGGCCCCCGGUGCGGCUCUUCACGGAGGAGGAGCUGGCCCGCUACGGCGGCGAGGAGGAGGAUCAGCCCAUCUACUUGGCAGUGAAGGGAGUGGUGUUUGAUGUCAGCUCUGGAAAGGAGUUUUAUGGGCGAGGAGCCCCCUAUAAUGCCUUGACCGGGAAGGACUCUACCAGAGGUGUGGCCAAGAUGUCACUGGAUCCUGCAGACCUCACUCAUGACACUACGGGUCUCACAGCCAAGGAGCUGGAGACCCUGGAUGACGUCUUCAGCAAGGUGUACAAAGCCAAAUACCCCAUUGUCGGCUACACGGCCCGCAGGAUCCUUAAUGAGGAUGGCAGCCCCAACCUGGACUUCAAGCCUGAAGACCAGCCCCAUUUUGACAUAAAGGACGAGUUCUGAUGUCUAGCUGCAAAGGGCUGGCUCUAGGGUGAGAUGGGGAGACAGGGGUUAAAUGUCCCAUGGAAGAAGCUGAGGAAGCCUCCAGGUCCCUUGCAUUUGAAUAAAGCUGAUGUUGAACUGGGA